AUGACGGUUACUGCUGACGGAUUUAUAUAUGAUGACACUACUGCUCAGCAGCAUGAACCCAUUCAAACCCCUUCCAAGUAUAAUGUAAUUCAAUCUGCUGCAUCGUUGGAUCUUUGUCUGAGCUACUACGUUCCACCCAUUCAAUCAAAUCAACUAUUCAGUCCAGUCUCGUUGCAACCUGAACUUCAAAAAAUCCAAAGACAGUUGCUUACCAUCAAUAUUGAUCAAGCACUCUAUAUCAUCAAACUGCCAGAUGCUGUAUUUUGGAGUUGUGUGCUGUGGCAACCCUUGAAUCAAAAGAUCGAGUCAUCUGCAACACUCUCAAAAGAUCAUUCAAACGACGACCCCACUCCCAUCCUGGCAUGGCUGGACUCGUAUCUUGAGCAGAAAAACAUGUAUUUACAGCGUAUUUUAUUCCAUCAAAAACAGGACUCGCUGAUUCAUGAACCAACAGAUUUAUUGGUGGGAUUGGAGCGACGACUCGAGUAUAUCAUGUUUUGCAUCGCUGUUCGACUAUUGACUCCACCUUCAAAAUACUUGGCAUCGUCAAAUUUGCAAUCUCAGGAAACACAUCUGACAUUUCUCUCAUUAGACGAUCCUACCCAUCAGAACUGGUCAGAUUGUAUUUGGCUUGACAUCUGUCGUUCCAAAUCUGUUUUUACAAGUGCAAGACUUGUCGAAAUCUGUAAACUCUACGCCAUCGCCAACACGGAGCUUAUGCCCCCACUCAUCUCGCAUGUUUUUUUAGAGUUGCCAGCCAUGUUGGAUGAAAUUAUCGAGGCAUUUGUAUUUGUACUUGACAAGGUGCACAGCAUUCAACGACGGAGGCAGAAGGGAGCAAAUGUAAACUAUUCUAAUAAUAGAAAACAAAAAUCAAAAGCAUCAUUGGACGUACCAGACACUGCUUCAACCAACUCUACUACAGACUCAGUUUUGGCUAUUUCUGACAAUUCAGAUAUUUUGAACGAAUUGGAAUUUUUUAUGGAUCUAGUGCAAUCCAUUGAAGCUGUGGUGUGUGGUGGUGGAGAUCUGGUAAUCACCAAGUUAUUUGACAGUCCUCUUGUCCAGAAUUUAGUCGGAAUCUAUGAUCUUUGUACAUUACACUUUCAGGCCUCGACUGGUAUUCCUUUAGAGUAUUCAACACAUGUAUAUGACUCACUAGAUGGAUUGGAUAAAGAAGCCAAUCCCAUUGCAAGAUUAUCCAAGUAUUUUAAAGAAGCAGUCUUGUCUUUAUUAUGGCGACUUGUAGAUACUGCGUUUCUUCAACGUGCUCGACAGCACCUCGAUAAACUUGAAGAAUUCGAGUCAAUUCUAUCAGCCUUGUGCGAUUUUUCUCUUCCUGCGCUAGAACUUUGUACUGUAGAAGGUCAUGCACGCUACCUUUGCGAUGCACCUCUUUUGCUUGAUUUUGAAAUCAAGUUUGGGUUUUGUGACCAAUUACAAAGCAUCAUUCAAGCCCAAGAAAUUCUACUUGGUGCGGAUCAAAGCGAGGGAUUUGAUUCUACCAGAAUUGACUAUCUUGUGAUGUCGUUGGAACAAUUGGUUACGUUUAGUGGAAACGCAAAUACUAGACGUGCUGCCUUGCGUGAUAAAGAGAAUCAAUUGGCUGCUGCUUGCAAGAAAGAAACUCAUCAAAACAGUCCAGAAACUCUACAUACUAAUAAGCCAUCUGAUAAUACCAAAAACGAGGAGCUCAUGAACCGUACUAUUUCAAUUUCGUUGGUACAUGAUUUGUUUCCUGAACUUGGAGAUGGGUUUAUUGAGGCAUGUCUGGUCGCCAUGAACGACGAUCAUGAGCUAGUCACAAUGAAAAUUCUUGAAAAUGAUUUGCCUGAAUAUGUCAAGCAUUUAGAUCGCAAUUUACCAAGAUCCCUGCCGAAUAACCAGGAAAUGGCAUUUAAAACUUCCGACAUCUCGACUCCUUUGCAAUCUAGCAACCUCGUACCAGUAUCUGAGACUCCUAACAAUUUGAUUCCAUCACAUGCGCCUAUUGAUACUAUUCUUUCUCAGCGCCGAAAUAUUUUUGAUGGCGACCAGUUUGAUAUAUUUAAUGCAGGCACAGUAGUUGAUACUGCCAAAGUUAGUCUUGGCAAAACCAAUCGUCUUGCGAAUGUUGAGAGUGAGCGACCAGGAUUUAUUCAAAAAACCAAGGCACUUAUUCUUGAAACUCAAUAUGAGGAUUACGAUGAUGAGUAUGACGACACGUAUGAUUCGUCGGAUAUCAAGUUGGCAGGGACCAUUGAGUUGCAUAUGAUUGAUGAGGAUGAGAAUAUUGUAGAUGGAAAGUCGCAGAAAAAGAUUCAAGUAGACCAGUUGGUACAUGCACAGGAUGCGUUUUUGAUUGGAUUGUAUAGUGUAGAACCAAAAGUGUUUGACAGAUCACAGAGAAAAACAGCACGUCGUGCACAGAUUCGAUCGCAAACAGGAAUGUCAGAUGAGCAGCUUGAAGGAUGGUUCAAGAUGCUUGAACGAAAUCCUCGCAAAGAUCUUGUGUUGGAAAAGCAUGAAUGGCGAGGAAACAAGAGUCUACAAAAUGUAAAGACUGAACCCUCUACAACUGGUUCUGAAAACAACAGUGACACCAAUAUACGUGAUCCUGAAUCAAGUGAACCGACACCAUCCCAAUCACGAAAAAAGCGUGAAAAUGGACCAGCUAGUCGGGGUGAUCGAGGACGAGGCGGUCGUGGUGGUAAAAGAGGCGGAAAUCACAAUCGCCAAGCUGGAUUUGAUAAAAAGAUAUCCAAGGGUAUGGCCAAGCCAGAUGUUUAA
This is a messenger RNA of Batrachochytrium dendrobatidis JAM81, 2769 nucleotides long. RefSeq lists its product as uncharacterized. The coding region runs from base 1 to 2769 and encodes 922 amino acids. The transcript is spliced from 5 exons. Lineage: Eukaryota; Fungi; Chytridiomycota; Chytridiomycetes; Rhizophydiales. Gene Ontology annotation, molecular function: ubiquitin binding. The record is from RefSeq and is a predicted model, not a curated record.